AUGCUGCUGAGUGAGGAGAACGCGGCGUUGCUGGCGAAGUACUACAGGACGGUGCAGCUCACCGGAGCGCAGAAAGACUUGCUAAUAGAGAAAUACUGGGAGGCCAACAAGGAGGAGCGGAGGGAGAUCGCGCGCGCCUACGCCUCUCUCUUUGCGAACGAUGCGACCUUCAUGCAGCGGCUGAUGGCGCACUACGACACACACAUUGCUGCUUCCAGUCGAGGCAGGACAAAUGGCCGCAACGGCGGGAGUGGGGAGGAGGGGACGAGUGGGGCAAACCCGCGCGGGAAUUCAUCCGCCGCCAAUGACGAGGCGCAGCAGCAACAGCAGGCACGACCGUCGCGGUCCACGAAGGCUCCGAGCGGCGGGGUCCUCACCCACUCACAACUGCUGCUCCGCACGGCCAUUCAGGACCAGUACCAGAAGCUGAGUGGUGAUGGCCCGUUUCCUGUUUCAUUCGGCCUUGUGCAGACGGAGGAGGAGCGCCGUGAGGCUGUCGAUCUGUACUCCACGCAGUUCCAGUACCCCGACCCACCGGAGCUGCAGCGGCUCGUGAUGCUCCCGCAGUCACACUCUACCCGCACCCGGCGGCGCGCUAAGGGCGGCUAUACGUGGUACCUCCGCUCGCACACCACGCAAGAGAUGCUCUGCGCCGUCACCAUUACCGCGCACCAGUACGACACACAUCAGUUUGUGGAGGUGCCGCUGUUCGCCACGGGUGUCGGGUACAAGAAGUGUGGCUUUGGACGGCUGCUCAACGCCGCGCUUGUGGAAUGGUGUGAUGAGGCGGGCUUUGAGUUUCUGAUGAUCUCUGCAGACGUGCAGGCUAUUCCUUUUUGGUCGCACCUAGGGUACACCAUCAUGUCAAAGAGUGAGCUCACACGCAUCGCAUUUUACUACGAGCAUCACUGCUACAAGUUCAAGGGCGCGGAGGCGAUGAUUCAGUACUGCAAGUCGUGGCCCAGGCGUGACCUGCGCACCGCGCUUGAGCGGAUGCCGAAGAUUGUUGUUGUUGGCCCGCUCAGUCUCCCAAACCCGUGA
Molecule: messenger RNA, 1041 nt
Organism: Trypanosoma grayi
Lineage: Eukaryota; Euglenozoa; Kinetoplastea; Trypanosomatida; Trypanosomatidae
Exons: 1
Coding region: 1-1041 (346 amino acids)
Molecular function (GO): acyltransferase activity, transferring groups other than amino-acyl groups
Source: RefSeq, a predicted model, not a curated record